Messenger RNA from Psilocybe cubensis, 822 nucleotides. Its product is annotated as Short-chain dehydrogenase. NCBI's taxonomy places the organism in Eukaryota, Fungi, Basidiomycota, Agaricomycetes, Agaricales, Agrocybaceae. The coding region runs from base 1 to 822 and encodes 273 amino acids. The record is from RefSeq and is a predicted model, not a curated record. The transcript is spliced from 8 exons. Gene Ontology annotation, molecular function: oxidoreductase activity, acting on the CH-OH group of donors, NAD or NADP as acceptor.
AUGGCCUCACCCACUCCCGCUCGCAGAAUCGCAUUCAUUACAGGGUCCGCUCAGGGGAUAGGUCGCGCCAUAGCCUUGCGCCUGGCAGAGGAUGGCUAUGAUGUUGCUCUGAACGAUAUACCUAAAUUUGAAUCAGAACUGAAUGAAGUAUCGGAGUUAAUCAAGGCCAAUACCAAAUCACAGGCGAAGACCUACAUUCAUAUUGCCGAUGUUACCAUUCAAAAAGAAAUCAACGCUGCCAUCGACGCUGUUGUGGAGAAUCUAGGCGGUCUAGAUGUUAUGGUAGCUAAUGCUGGCAUAUGUAUUGUCAAGCCAUUUUUGGAGGUCACAACGGAAGAUUGGGACCGUAUUUUUGCCAUCAACACCAGAGCGGCAUUUUUCGCCUACCAGUACGCUGCAAAGGUUAUGAUUAAACAAGGACGUGGGGGAAGAAUUAUCGGAGCCUGUUCGGGAGCUGGAAUGCAAGCUUCGCCCAUGCUGUCCGCUUACAGUUCCACAAAGUUUGCACUUCGUGGAUUAACUCAGGCUGCCGCCGGUGAACUGGGUCAAUAUGGCAUCACGGUUAAUGCUUAUGCUCCAGGACCCAUUGUAACCCCCAUGUUAAAUGGAGUGGGAGACUCGUUGGGCGGCAAGGAUGCCGUAUUUGCAGCUGAAGCCGCCCGUAUUCCAGUCGGGUAUAUCGGAAAGCCGGAAGAUGUCGCUGGUCUCGUGUCCUACCUUGCCUCUAAGGAAUCUCAUUUUGUUAAUGGUGAGAAUCAUUCCGCUGAGAAUAUAGCCACCGGUGCGUUACUGAUGCACGACUCCUUAUUCAUGGGAUCCUGA